Molecule: messenger RNA, 4728 nt
Organism: Danaus plexippus (monarch butterfly)
Lineage: Eukaryota; Metazoa; Arthropoda; Insecta; Lepidoptera; Nymphalidae
Gene: Hem
Product: membrane-associated protein Hem
Exons: 2
Coding region: 222-3599 (1125 amino acids)
Biological process (GO): neuron projection morphogenesis; cortical actin cytoskeleton organization; cell morphogenesis
Cellular component (GO): SCAR complex
Source: RefSeq, a predicted model, not a curated record
GUUGUUAGAAUUGACUGUCAUCGUUAAAUAAACUAAUGGAACCGUGUAGCGUUUCUAAAUAGGAAAGACACUCCCUUUUCUAUUGUAUUUUGAAUUUGAGUUGACGAAAUACAUACUUAUGGAAAUAAAGUGAUAGUGCAAAUAUAAAAAACAAUAUGAACCGAUUCAUAUGCUUACAACAAGUGUGAAUUUUUAUAGAGGGACUAAUAUAAUUGAAAAGCAUGUCUACUUUGUCGAGGUCAGUUCCUAUCAGCCAGCAAAAGCUGUCUGAAAAACUGAUAAUUCUCAAUGAUCGGGGUAUUGGAAUGUUGACGCGCAUUUACAACAUUAAAAAGGCCUGUGGUGACGCUAAAUCGAAACCAGCAUUCCUGUCAGACAAAACAUUGGAAUCUUCUAUCAAACACAUUGUGAGAAGAUUUCCCAAUAUUGAUGUCAAAGGAUUACAAGCCAUAACUAAUAUAAGAAAUGAGAUAAUUAAGUCCCUCUCCCUAUACUAUUAUACAUUUGUAGAUCUUUUAGAUUUCAAGGACAAUGUUUGUGAGUUGCUUAAUAUUAUUGAUGGAUGUCAGUUAACUCUAGAUUUGACACUUAAUUUUGAACUGACAAAAAAUUACUUGGAUCUUGUGACAACUUAUGUUGCACUAAUGAUAUUGCUGUCUCGAGUUGAAGACCGAAAAGCUGUGCUUGGAUUGUUUAAUGCUGCUCAUGAAAUGGUCCACAAUCAGAUAGAUGCUAGUUUUCCACGUUUGGGACAAAUGAUAGUCGAUUAUGAUGCUCCAUUCAAGAAGCUGUCAGAAGAGUUUGCUCCACAUCAAAAAGUUUUAUCUAGUGCAUUAAAUUCAUUAUGGCAUGUAUAUCCAGCAAGGAAUAAGACAGCCGAUCACUGGAGGUCUGAACAAAAGCUUAGCUUAGUGAGUAACCCAUCACAACUUCUAAAACCGUCUGAAACUGCAACUAUGUCCUGUGAAUAUGUCUCAUUAGAAGCACUAGAGAGAUGGGUGAUAUUUGGUUUUGCAUUGUGUCACCAAAUGUUGCAACAAGACCAUGCAAACAAAAUGUGGGUUAGUGCCUUAGAAUCCGGUUGGGUUGUUGCACUAUUUCGGGAUGAAGUUAUUUACAUUCAUACUUAUAUUCAAAGCUUUUUUGAUGGAAUUAAAGGAUAUGGUAAAAGAAUAUCUGAAGUAAAGGAUUGUUAUCAUCAAUCUGUUCAAAAAGCAGGCUAUAAACACAGAGAAAGAAGGAAGUUCUUACGAACUGCUUUAAAAGAAUUGGGUCUCAUUUUAACUGAUCAACCUGGUUUGUUGGGACCCAAAGCACUGUUAAUAUUUAUUGGUCUUUGCUAUUCAAGAGAUGAAGUUUUUUGGCUACUUCGACAUAAUGACAACCCACCACAAAAAGUUAAAGGUAAAUCUACAGAAGAUUUGGUAGACCGUCAAUUACCUGAACUUCUGUUUCACAUGGAGGAACUCAGAGCACUUGUAAGGAAAUAUAGCCAAGUUAUGCAAAGAUAUUACGUACAAUAUCUAUCAGGUUUUGAUGCAGUAGCCUUGAAUCUCAUGAUUCAGAAUUUGCAGGUGUGUCCUGAGGAUGAAAGUGUUAUAUUGUCAUCUCUCUGUAGUACAGCUGCCAAUUUAAGUGUUAAGCAAGUUGAGAGUAAUGAUCUAUUUGAUUUCCGUGCUUUUCGUCUUGAUUGGUUUAGAUUGCAGGCUUAUACAUCUGUUGCAAAAUGUCAAUUUAACCUUGUCGAUCAGAGAGAACUUGCACAAUUUAUUGAUAAAAUGGUUUUUCAUACGAAAAUGGUUGAUAAUCUCGACGAGAUAAUGGUGGAAACUUCUGAUCUGUCAUUAUUUUGUUUCUACAACAAAAUAUUUGAAAGCCAGUUUCAUAUGUGCCUGGAGUUUCCGGCCCAAAACCGUUACAUUAUUGCAUUCCCACUUAUUUGCAGUCAUUUCCAGAACUGCACUCACGAAUUGUGUCCGGAAGAAAGACAUCACAUAAGAGAAAGGAGUCUGUCGGUUGUUAAUAUAUUCCUGGACGAAAUGGCAAAAGAAGCAAAAAACAUAAUUACUACCAUUUGUGAUCACCAAUGCACAAUGAGCGACAAAUUGUUGCCGAAACACUGUGCUCAAACUAUAGCACAUUUAGCGAACAGAAAGAAAAAGGACAAAGGUAAAAAGAAUCCGAUAGAGAUUAUAAAACCUGGAGCUGAGAGCUACAGAAAAACUCGAGAAGAAUUAACUACAAUGGAUAAACUUCAUAUGGCGUUAACUGAAUUGUGCUUUGCAAUAAACUAUUGCUCAACGGUUAAUGUUUGGGAAUACACAUUCGCACCUCGUGAAUACUUACAUCAGCAUUUAGAAAAUAGGUUUUCUAAAGCACUAGUAGGGAUGGUCAUGUUUAAUCAGGACACAAGCGAAAUCGCCAAACCUUCAGAACUAUUGGUCAGUGUAAGAGCAUACAUGAAUGUACUUCAAACCGUCGAAAAUUAUGUGCAUAUCGACAUCACAAGAGUGUUCAACAAUUGUCUCCUUCAACAGACACAAAGUUGUGAUAGUCACGGUGAAAAAACUAUUGCAGCCCUUUAUACUCAAUGGUAUUCCGAGAUACUACUUAGGAGGGUUAGCGCGGGCAACAUUUGCUUCUCAAUGAGUCAGAAAGCUUUCGUGAGUUUAUCUGCUGAAGGUGCAAUCCCUUUCAAUGCAGAGGAAUAUUCAGAUAUCAAUGAACUAAGAGCACUAGCGGAGCUAAUAGGACCUUAUGGAAUGAAACAUCUCAGCGAGACUCUAAUGUGGCACAUCGCUAGUCAGGUUCAGGAACUUAAAAAGCUAGUAGUACAGAAUAAAGAGGUCCUCCAAAUGCUCCGAACAAAUUUCGACAAGCCUGAUAUAAUGAGAGAACAAUUCAAAAGGUUACAACACGUUGACAAUGUGUUACAAAGAAUGAGCAUUAUCGGUGUAAUUUUGAGUUUUCGUCAAAUCGCACAAGAGUCCCUGCUCGAUGUGUUGGAGCGUCGCAUUCCGUUUUUGAUAAGCUCCAUCAAAGACUUCCAACAACAGUUACCCUCCGGCGAACCUUCGCGUGUUAUUUCUGAGAUGUGUUCAGCCGCUGGACUGUCGUGUAAAGUGGAUCCUACAUUAGCUUCCUCCUUGCGACAACACAAAGCGGAACUUGAAGAAGAGGAGCAUCUCAUAGUUUGUCUGCUGAUGGUGUUCGUAGCCGUCUCUCUGCCGAGGCUCGCUCGUAACGAAGGUUCGUUUUACAGACCAUCUCUAGAAGGGCAUGCUAACAAUAUUCAUUGUAUGGCACCAGCAAUCAAUCACAUAUUUGGGGCCCUGUUCACUAUCUGUGGUGAAGGUGAUAUUGAAGAUAGAAUGAAAGAGUUCUUAGCACUAGCUUCGUCGUCGUUGUUACGACUUGGACAAGAGACGGAUAAAGAAGCUAUAAGAAAUCGUGAAUCGGUUUAUUUGCUUCUCGAUCUAAUUGUUCAGGAAUCACCAUUCCUUACAAUGGAUUUACUGGAAUCCUGCUUCCCGUACGUGCUCAUAAGGAACGCUUAUCACGAAGUAUACAAACAGGAACAGAUGCUUCUGCAUUCAUAAGCAGAUUCGCUUCCCUUAUCUUUAAACAUUACACUGACAUUAAGAAUUAUCGAAAAAUAAUAUUUCAUACUUUUAUUUUUCAACCGCCACAUUUUCCGUUAAUUUUCAUCUGAUACACAAAAUAUUAACCGUAAAAAUAGUUUUUCCUAUUUUUUUUGCUUUCAAAGGUACCCAUCCAGGUUAAGACCUUUUUUAUGAAACACUGGCGAAAAAAAACCCCUCUAAAUAAAAACUAACAAUUUCAUGUUUUUUUUCCAUACAAUUAUCAAAAAUAUUGCUAUAACUAUCUCCAAAAACCAUUUGGUGAAGUCUGAAUUAAGUAGAUAUGGUAUCGUAAGUAGCUGCUAACUUUAAUAAUACUUUUAUACCUAACUUAGGCUACACUACACAUUUUGUAACGUAGAAUCGUAUAAUGCUUUUAUAGGUGUUAUAUAAUAUAUAUUGUGAUUAGCGUCAUAACUUUUUAAAAGCCUUUCAUAACAAGUAUUCAUCAAUUCCUCGUAAGUUUUCAUGCUUGGUAUGCUUGUCUGCUGCGUUAAUUUAGUUUUUGGAUGAAAUUUCGUUUUAAUUCUAAAUUAUUAGAUAAGUAUAAGAUAUUUUUUCUGUAAAAAUAAUUUCGUUUAUGGUUAUAUCCUGUUUAUGACUUCCAUUUUAUUUCUAUAUAAUUUGUCUUAAGGAUAUAUUAAGUUCUACAAUGUUUACUUUCUUAAUCUAUCGUUAGGUACUUUAGGUUAUGAAAUGUUCACGUUUAAAUAAUAUUUUUGUUUUUACUAUAAAUCGAACAUAUUUUUGUUCCGUAUUCCAAUUAUGCUUAUAAUUAUGAAAUAUAAAGUUUUUGAUUUUAAAUACUUUUAUUAUUAUUAGUUUGUUAACAUCUGAUUUUGUAUUCUGUGAAUAUUUAGGCACCGGUGUGAAUGACGUAUUAUAAUGUCUAGUUAACUUACGAAACAACUUGCCAAGCUGACGCUGCCGCUGUGCCAUGAGGCACUCCGAGGCACUUGUAACGACAAUAUAUUUUAUAAUUUUAUAUUCGAUUAGUUUUGCAUUAGCAAUAUAACUGUAUUCUUAAUAGAGACGUAUCCACAGCUUUGUAUUAUCUGUAUAUUAAAAAUACAUUAUGACACUGAAA